AUGUCCCUCAGCGCCGCUCUCCGCCGCGCCAUCAGCCACCUACUCUACUGCGCCACCGCCUACCUACUCAUCCUCAUCGCCACUCUUUGCCGCGCCAUCAGCCACCUACUCUACUACGCCACUGCCUACCUGCUCGUCCAGAUCGUCGUCGGCUUCUGCGUCUUCGCUAUCCCUGGCAUCCUCCUCUGCUUCUGGGGUGUUCAUAUCAUCUACAAGAUGAAGGGGAAAGCUUUGUUCGGGUUUUCUGGUUGA
This is a messenger RNA of Trematosphaeria pertusa, 252 nucleotides long. RefSeq lists its product as uncharacterized. Lineage: Eukaryota; Fungi; Ascomycota; Dothideomycetes; Pleosporales; Trematosphaeriaceae. The transcript is spliced from 2 exons. The record is from RefSeq and is a predicted model, not a curated record. Bases 1 to 252 code for a protein of 83 amino acids.